AGUAUGUUUAUUAAGCAGCAGGUGGAGGGAUGGUGGAGCAGCUGACCGGCGAGCAGCAGCAGGAGGAGGAGGAGGAGGUGCCGGCAGAAAGGCAGGCAAGAGGACAAGCGGGUGUUCUGCUGCUUUCUGACCGACAUUCAGUCGACUUGAGCGGACAGAGACGAGAGAGGGUGCCCCCCCUCAGCUACCAGCCACCUUUUUGGGGAGAGGGCGAGCAAGCAGGCGGCUUAGCUCACACAUUCGCUGGAGGGAAACGGCAGUUUUUAAAUGUCUUCCUGCACUUAAAAUCAAACUAGUGUUAAUUAAUUUCGACAUUUAAAAAUGUCCAUAUUACCCUUCACGCCUCCGAUCGUGAAGAGGCUGCUCGGUUGGAAGAAGGGCGAGCAGAACGGCCAGGAGGAGAAAUGGUGCGAAAAGGCUGUGAAAAGUCUGGUGAAGAAGUUGAAGAAGACGGGACAAUUGGAGGAGUUGGAAAAGGCCAUCACGACACAGAAUGUCAACACGGAAUGUUUAACGAUACCGAGGUCACUAGACGGUCGACUCCAGGUCUCGCACAGAAAAGGUCUCCCUCAUGUCAUCUACUGCCGCUUAUGGCGCUGGCCCGACCUGCAGUCCCACCACGAGCUGAGGGCCGUCGACCACUGUGAAUACGCCUUCCAUACAAAGAAAGAUGAAGUGUGCGUGAACCCUUAUCACUACCAGAGAGUGGAGACGCCAAUUUUGCCCCCUGUCCUAGUUCCAAGACAUACAGAUAUCCCUGCUGAGUUCCCACCGCUGGAUGACUAUAGUCCUUCCAUCCCUGAGAACACCAACUUCCCUGCUGGUAUUGAACCACAGAGUAACUACACACCCGAAACACCCCCACCCGGAUACCUGAGUGAGGAUGGCGAGACAGGCAAUACCCAGCUCAACCACAGCAUGGAUACAGGUUCACCCAGCCUGUCACCCAAUCCUGUGUCGCCCACAAAUAAUAAUCUUGACUUACAACCCGUGACGUACUGCGAGUCUGCCUUCUGGUGUUCCAUCUCAUACUACGAGCUCAACCAGCGUGUUGGAGAAACCUUCCACGCCUCCCAGCCCUCUCUCACAGUCGAUGGCUUCACUGACCCCUCCAACUCGGAACGCUUUUGUCUGGGCCUGCUGUCCAACGUCAAUCGCAAUUCUGCAGUGGAGCUCACGCGUAGACAUAUAGGAAAGGGCGUCAGGUUGUACUACAUUGGUGGAGAAGUGUUUGCAGAGUGUCUCAGUGACAGCGCCAUCUUUGUCCAGAGUCCGAACUGCAACCAGCGCUAUGGAUGGCAUCCUGCUACUGUCUGCAAGAUCCCUCCAGGUUGCAACUUAAAGAUCUUCAACAACCAGGAAUUUGCUGGUCUUCUCACCCAGUCGGUCAACCAGGGCUUUGAGGCAGUUUACCAGCUGACCAGAAUGUGCACCAUUCGCAUGAGUUUUGUCAAAGGAUGGGGAGCUGAGUACAGACGUCAGACAGUGACCAGCACCCCCUGCUGGAUAGAGCUGCAUCUCAACGGUCCUUUACAGUGGCUGGACAAGGUUCUCACACAGAUGGGUUCCCCCAGCAUCCACUGCUCGAGUGUGUCUUAAAGGCAGCCUCCUCCAGGUCACACGCUCAGGCUCUCACUUGAAGUGACAUGACACUACAGCAGUAUUCAGAUCAACCUCACACACUUUGCUUCUGCACGCUAGUGUCUUCAUGUGAAGCCGCGCGGUAUUUUCUGCAGGUUUCACAUACAAUACACCGUCUGUUUCUUCAUAAACAACACGUUGUUCAUGGUGAGGACCUCGACUUUGAACUUAGUUCUUACAUUUUCAUUAAUUUCUCAGGAAAUACUUCACCCUAAUACAAACAUCAAGCUUAUUUGUAAAACGUUUUGGAAAUACAUCCAAAUCCUCUGAAUCUAUCUCUGCUCAUGUAUCGUGUUACACAACAUUUUGGAUUCUAUGAAUGAACUAUACCUUUUACUAGUGUUUAUGUCCCAGUACCACUCUUAGUAAGUCACUGAAUUUGGGAGUUUAUUGGUCAAGCAGAGGGGGAAAACAUGAUCAAUGUGAUUAAAUAUAUAUACAGUGGAAACAAGGUAUUCAGACUUCUUCAAAAUGUUCACUCUUUGUUUCAUUGCAGCUAUUUGCUCAAAUUCAAAAAGUUCAUUUUAUUUCCCAUAUUUACAGAAAAAACAGAACUUUUUGCAAAUUUAAAAAAAGAAAAACAAAUAUCACAUGGUCAGAAGUAUUCAGACGCUUUGCUCAGUAUUGAGUAGAAGCACCCUUUUGAUCUCAUACAGCCAUGAGUCUUCUGGAGAAUGACUCAAGUUUUUCACACCUGGAUUUGGGGAUCCGCUGCCAUUCUUUCUUGCGGACCCUCUCCAGUUCUGUCAGGUUGGAUGGUGAACGUUGGCGGACAGCCAUUUUCAGGUCUCUCCAGAGAUGCUCAAUUGGGUUUAGGUCAUGGUUCUGGCUGGGCCAGUCAAGAAUGGUCACAUAGUUAUUCCGUAGUCACUCUUGUUAUUUUAGCUGUAUGCUUAGGGUCAUUGUCUUGUUGGAAGGUGAACGUUCGGCCCAGUCUGAGGUCCUAAGCACUCUGGAAGAAGUUUUUUUUCCCCAGGAUUUCUCUGCACUUGGCCGCAUUCAUCUUUCCUUCAAUUGCCCUGUCCCUGCAGCUGAACUACACCCCCAUAGCAUGAUGCUGCCACCACCAUGUUUCACAUUUGGGAUUGUAUUGGGCAGGUGAUGAGCAGUGCCUAGUUUUCUCCACACAUACCACUUAGAGUUAACACCCAACAUUUAAUCUUGGUCUCAUCAGGCCAGAGAAUCUUAUUUCUCAGUCUGGGAGUCCUUCAUGUAUUUUUUUGGCAAACUAUGCAGGCUUUCAUGUCUUGCACUGGGGAGAGGCUUCCGUCAGGCCACUCUGCCACAGAGUCACUUUCUCCCAUCUCCCUACUGCAUCUCUAGGAAGAGUUGUGGUCAUCCCAAAUAUUAUCUAUUUGAGAAUUAUGGAGACCACUGUCCUCUUGGGAACCUUCAGUACUGCAGAAAUUAUUUUGUAACCAUGGCCAGAUCUGUGCCUUGCCACAAUUCUGUCUCUGAGCUCCUUGGGCAGUUCCUUCAACCUCAUGAUUCGCAUUUGCUCUGACAUGCACUGAGAGCUAUAAAGUCUUAUAUAGACAUGUGUGUGCCUUUCCUAAUCAAGUCCACUCAGUUUAUUAAACACAGCUGUGCUCAAAUGAAGGAGAAUCAGAAAAAUUGGACGCCUUGUGAGUUAAAUAUAGGUGUCACAGCAAAGGGUCUGAAUACAUAUGACCAUCUGAUAUUUCAAUUUUUUUCAAAGUUCUACAUUUCUGUUUUUUUCUGUCAAGAUGGGGUGCUGAGUGUACAUUAAUGGCAAACUUGUUUUGAUUUUGGUAAAUGGCUGAAAUGAAACAGAGUGAAGAUUUUAAAGGGGUCUAAAUACUUUCUGUACCCAUUGUAGUUUAAGUACAAGGUACUUAGCCCACAAUGAUUUCAUCAUAUUAAUGAGAGUUAGAUGAUUACUUUCUAAUUGGUGUUUUAAACAGAAGCACGAUUAUUAAUAAUCCUUGUAUGGAAAACUAUUUUGCUCAAUGAAAGAUACAUUUUAUAAGUUAUUUUUGCAUACUGUCCUGCAUAGAAGUAUAUUUUUACGAUUGCCUCAGUAUGGUUGUACAUACAUAACUAUUUAUAGCUUGUGAUUUCUUGUAGUUCUGAUUGAUUCAGAGUGACUCCGCCUGCUUUAUUGUUGUCCUUUCUUUAGUGUUUGGUUAACUGAGGUCUAACACACACUGUAGAAUAAUGGCACAUGCUACUUCUGUUACAUAGCACAUACACUGACUGACUGAUGGGCGCUACAGCAUUUUUGCUAAAACAACAAAUGUCUUAUCUCAUAGCACCAAUCUGCUCCAGGUGGGUGAAUGAUGCACUUCUUGUUUACCGUGUUGACUGUUGUGCAGCUUCCGUUGUAGUUGUGUGUAAUUUCCUUAGACAUGGUCUUUGCCAUGUUAAAAUUCAUGCACCUCCAGUACAGUCAUAAUCUAUUUAAAGCAGUAACACAGCGCAUUAGUUUUUAGAGCAUUGUAUCUUCUUAUGGUCUUGCUUAAAUGUCCUGUUUCAUGUGCGUUCUUUGUUCACGGGGUCAAAUAUUUGUUCUAAAUGGCUUGUUUUGUUCUGUCUGAUAGUAAAUAAAUGUAAAGAGACAACAUACUACUGUCUGUAUAUUUCACCAAGCACAUGCAAACCAACAGGACAUCUCCAAGCGUUUCAAAGCUUUUUUCCCUGUCAUUCACACCCCCCAGCUAUAAUUUCACUUUUGAACGGAUAAGAUACUGAUUUUUAUUUCCUGAUAUUGAAUUUUUUUUUUUUUUUAAAAGGGUCCUAAAUCUUAAAAAUCAAGUCAUUCACACAUCCAAAAGAAACGUUUUUAUGUUGACUCAACACAAUCCUCAUUAUUUGUCAGACAGUAAUUUUAAAUAAGG
This is a messenger RNA of Entelurus aequoreus (snake pipefish), 4499 nucleotides long. It is a transcript of the gene smad3b, whose product is annotated as SMAD family member 3b. The coding region runs from base 322 to 1599 and encodes 425 amino acids. Gene Ontology annotation, molecular function: I-SMAD binding; RNA polymerase II cis-regulatory region sequence-specific DNA binding; DNA-binding transcription factor activity, RNA polymerase II-specific. Gene Ontology annotation, cellular component: heteromeric SMAD protein complex. The transcript is spliced from 9 exons. Lineage: Eukaryota; Metazoa; Chordata; Actinopteri; Syngnathiformes; Syngnathidae. The record is from RefSeq and is a predicted model, not a curated record. Gene Ontology annotation, biological process: SMAD protein signal transduction; anatomical structure morphogenesis; cell differentiation.